This is a messenger RNA of Phytophthora sojae, 972 nucleotides long. RefSeq lists its product as hypothetical. Lineage: Eukaryota; Oomycota; Peronosporomycetes; Peronosporales; Peronosporaceae. The record is from RefSeq and is a predicted model, not a curated record. The coding region runs from base 1 to 972 and encodes 323 amino acids. The transcript has a single exon.
AUGGAUCCGUCGCAAAAGCUCGCGCCGUCCCCAGUCAAGCCAAGAGCGAGCUGCUGCAGUGUCAAGUCGUCCAAGCGGGUGGGUGCUCUGCUCGCCUUCCACCUGCUGAACGUGCUGGUAUCCGUCGGUGGAGGCGUUGCCGUGGCUCUCCUGCUGGCGAGCAUGGUACUCAUGCCAGCCUGGAUGGCAGCCAUGGCGAUCGUGGUAUUCGUGGUGUUCCUACUGCACCUGGCCCAGCAAAUUCCCCACAAGUGCGGGGUGUUCUUUGGUUACGGAGUGCUGAUGGUGCUCUAUGUGGCCUCGUUUUCCUUGGAUUGGUACCUGGCGUAUGGCCCCUACAUGCUAUUCGGGGUUGGUGCCGUCGGCGUUAUGCUCUUCUAUUUGUCGACGGUAGCUGUGAAGUUCCUAGUGAAGGCUGACGUCCACGUUGCAAACCUUAUCAAGCGUACCGAUUCCACGCAAGAGCAUCAAGAACUCGUGCCCGAGGAGUGCAUGGAGCGAUUCGUGGUCUCGAAAGCAACCGACAUCAGCAUUCUCCUGCCCCAUGUUCUCAUGACACGUCGCGUGUGGGUCGCUGCUCUCUACUUCGCUGCUGUCAACGUUGCUAUGGGGGUGCUGAGUGCUGCUGUACUUGUGUGCACGGUGGUUCUGCCUGUGCUGGUGGUUGUCAGCAGAGGUGACGCGCCCUUUGUCGGAAGCCAAGCCACGUUUCACGACAACCGCGUCGUGUACAUCCUGUCGUCCCUCUCAAUCUGGCUGGCCGGAGCCAUUGGGUUGCCUGUGGUGGCAGCGUUGUCUGCGAAGCUGACGACGCGCGUAUGUGGGGAAUGGGAGUCCGAAAGAACGGACACCCAGAUUGAAGAUAAGGCCGACUUGGCAAUCCCGGCAACUCCCGGGGCGAGCUCGGCAGGCUUCGCAGAACUCGAGUCGGGCACCCCCGUCGCGACGACAGGUGCAAUGACUGCACUGUAA